Molecule: messenger RNA, 1038 nt
Organism: Paramecium octaurelia
Lineage: Eukaryota; Ciliophora; Oligohymenophorea; Peniculida; Parameciidae
Source: the annotation of a GenBank genome assembly
AUGUAAAGUAAUUAAAAUAUUCCUGAAAAUGCGAAUGAUCACUGUCCAGGAGCCAACUCUGAUUAGGCAGGAAAAAGUGAUGCUUGUGCUGGUUGCCCUAAUUAAUAGCUUUGCUAAUCAGGAGCAGGCAAAUAAUUAUUAGGUUUUAUAUUUCGCAUAUUCUUAGAUAAUUCUGAAAUCAUAGCAAAUUUAAAAUAAGUCAAACAUAAAAUAUUGGUCUUAUCUGGCAAAGGAGGAGUAGGCAAGAGCACUGUAUCCUCAUAAUUAGCUCAUAUUCUUGCAUCCAAAGGAUUUGAUGUAGGUUUAUUAGAUAUUGACAUCUGUGGACCCAGCAUUCCAAGAAUGAUGGGUUUGGAGAGCAGCGAAGUUCAUUCAAGUAAUAACGGUUGGUAACCAAUCUAUAUCAAUGAAAAUUUGGGAGUGAUGUCGAUAGGAUUCUUGAUUGAUAAUAAAGAUGAAGCUAUUAUUUGGAGAGGUCCUAGAAAGAAUGGACUAAUUAAACAAUUUUUAACUGAUGUGGCUUGGGGAGAAUUGGAUUUCUUAAUUAUUGAUAGUAAUUUUUAAGUUCAUCUUACUUAGCUCCUCCUGGGACAUCAGAUGAACAUAUUUCUAUUGUUCAAUACCUUAAUCUUACUCCAGAUGAUGGAGCAGUAAUAGUAACAACACCAUAAGAGGUUUCUUUGUCUGAUGUAAGAAAAGAGAUCAGUUUUUGUUAAAAGACAAAGACUAAUAUUCUUGGAGUGAUUGAGAAUAUGAGUGGCUUUGUUUGUCCUAAUUGUUAACAUCACACUGAUAUCUUUCUACCUACCACUGGAGGAGGGGAUUAAUUAUGCAAAUAGUAUUCUCUCUAACCUCUUGGGAAAAUACCACUCGAACCAAAAGUGCUAUUAUCAGCUGAAAAAGGUAAAUGCAUUUAUGAAACUGCUCCUGACUCGGUUGCUGCCUAAGUUUAUACAAACAUUGUUUAAUGUAUAAUUUAUUAUUAGCUUUAGCAUUAUUAGAAACAUUAAAUGAAUAGCCAAAAUAAUGAUUAUUAUU